Messenger RNA from Pyrus x bretschneideri (Chinese white pear), 1448 nucleotides. RefSeq names its product altered inheritance of mitochondria protein 32. The transcript is spliced from 5 exons. Lineage: Eukaryota; Viridiplantae; Streptophyta; Magnoliopsida; Rosales; Rosaceae. The coding region runs from base 70 to 1125 and encodes 351 amino acids. The record is from RefSeq and is a predicted model, not a curated record.
GCCUCCGACGACCUCGCUGCCGCCGUUCCCGCGGCAGAAGACGAGACGUACGGUUUCAAGAGAUCGGAGAUGUUCAAGGAAAAGCUUGCCGGCACAGUCAACGCCUACGACCGCCACGUCUUCCUCUGCUACAAGAGCCCCGAGGCCUGGCCGUCGCGCGUCGAAGGCUCUGAGUCCGAUCCGCUCCCUAAGUUCUUCGCCUCCGCUCUCAAAGCUCGCAAGAACGACAUCGCCGUUAAGACGUUGCUGACGGUAAUUGAAGGACGCGAAGGAACUGAGUUUUCCGACGGCGAUGUGCUGAUUUUCCCGCAAAUGAUCAAAUACAAGGGCUUGAAAGAGUCGGAUGUGGACAGCUUUGUUGAUGAUGUCCUUGUGAGUGAUAAACCAUGGGCUUCUGGAGUGCAAGAGGCCUUGACUGGCUCCCAUGUAUUUGUAUGUGCACAUGGUAGUCGAGAUAAAAGAUGUGGUGUUUGUGGACCUGUUCUGAUUGAUAAGUUCAAAGAGGAGACUGAGUUGCGAGGACUGACGAAUCAGGUGUUUGUUAUUCCUUGCUCUCACAUUGGAGGCCACAAGUAUGCUGGAAACUUGAUUAUUUACAGCCCAGGUUCAGAUGGAAGCAUAACAGGCCACUGGUAUGGCUAUGUCACUCCUGAUGAUGUGCCGGAAUUGCUUGAUCAGCAUAUUGGGAAGGGAGAGAUCAUAGAGCGACUUUGGAGGGGCCAAAUGGGAGCAUCUUCUGAUGAAGCUAUAAAAGUAAAUGGCCAGAGGCUUCCAAAUGGAGGAGAAAGUAAGAAAAUCGAGGAGAAGCCCCAAGAAAAUGGCAACCAGACUCACCAAGAAAACGUCGAUCAGAUUCAGAGUAAUGAGAACUUUUCGGGCUGUUGCCAGGGUGCUGAUAGUAAUGGAUUUACAUGCUGCAAAGAAGUAAGUUUGGAGCAGAAAGGUGGAAGUGAGGAAAAGAAGCUGAAAGAGACCACAGAGGCGUGUGCCAGGAAACAUGCCUCGGGGAAGCUGUCAAGCUUGAUUGGGAAAUGGGAGCAAAGUGAUGUUCUUGCAGCUGCUGCGGUGGUUGGAGCAGUGGCAACAGUGGCUGUGGCCUACAGCUUUUAUAGAAGGUCAGGCUGAAACGUAAUCAAAUCCUUGUUGGGUUUUGCCACCGGCAUAGAGACCCUAUUUUCUUGUAGAAAGAUGUUAUAAACGUCAGUUAAAUAAUCCUCCGAGCCAUUCUCUUAUAUGAAAGGAGAAUGUACACUAUACGUUAUUUUUCGGAGGGUGGGAUGAAUCCCCGAAGCUAAGCCAUAUACAGUAACAAAAAUAUUCACUGUUCUUUUCCGUAGAUUGCUUACACAACUGAAAUUCGUUGUUCCAAUAUACUGUUGAAUGGUUUUGUCUUAACAGUGAGAUAUUUGUAUGAAACUGCUUGCUAAUUGUUGAUGCGGUAUUUUCUA